Messenger RNA from Drechmeria coniospora, 636 nucleotides. RefSeq lists its product as uncharacterized. The transcript has a single exon. NCBI's taxonomy places the organism in Eukaryota, Fungi, Ascomycota, Sordariomycetes, Hypocreales, Ophiocordycipitaceae. The record is from RefSeq and is a predicted model, not a curated record. Bases 1 to 636 code for a protein of 211 amino acids.
AUGCUCGGCAGGUGGGAUUUAUCCAAUACCGGCAAAGUUCACUGCUUCCGUCUCAAAUUCACAGCCAGAGAACUGCUUGUCUGCAAUAGCGAGAUCCGCAAGCACCGGGCCGAAAGACGGAGUCUCGUAGACGCAGACGCAGACGCGAACCUCACACAUGCGAAAGCCCAAAGUGGCAAUACUACAGUCAUGGAAACGGAAAGAAAACCGACGACGACGAGCCCGGGAAUCAGCACAGACAUGCCACCACCAUCAGGACAGAUCGAAUCGGCGGCUUCUUGCUUGGACCGAGUAAACGAUCGAGAUGUCAUCAGCUCCUACAACGGCGACAUCCAAGAUGCCCUCAUCGACCUCAUCGACCUCAUACAGACCUCCGACUCAACGACAGCCGCAGAGGGCAAGCGCGGCGAGCUCGUGCAGACGGUAGUGCGCUUCGUUGAGCUCGGUGCGGCCGUCAACGACUCCGAGAACUCGAUGCGAGAGACGCUCAGAGGGAUCCGGACGACAUUUGAGGAGUACACCACUGAGCGGGUUGACGAAAGAGGCUCGCCUUAUCAGAAGCUCAUCAACCUCUACUCAGUCCGCCGCAAGCAAAAGGAGAGACGGCGGCGGCGAAAGAGCCGCACGCGCUCCUGA